Geodia barretti is the source of this 2755-nucleotide messenger RNA. Lineage: Eukaryota; Metazoa; Porifera; Demospongiae; Tetractinellida; Geodiidae. The record is from the annotation of a GenBank genome assembly.
UCCAUUAGAGGGGGAGGAAUGAGAAGAGGGUACUGCUACAUGUGAAGGUGUGGGGUGGGUUGGAGGUCUUGGGGAAGGUGAGGGGGUCUUCUGAGUGCUGGUUGUAGCUGGAGGAUGGUCAGAGAGUCCGGGUGGAGGAGGGAGGGAGCCUGCCCCACUAGGACCCUCAGUGCCACUGGCAGCUGUGUCCUCCCCUGUCUGGCCAGGUUUCUCAACUGCUGGGGGCACAGUGGCAGUGUCUGAGGAUAUGCCACCUGAGCUUUGGGCGACUGCUUCCGUCUCGGCCAUGGAUGAAUUUUUCCUGUAAGAUAUAGGUGUAAUACUUCCGUGUACCCCUAUUAGGUGAGUGGCAGUGCAACACAGCACGAGCAGGGAGCGUUUCCUUCCACGGUAGCCGGCAGAGAAGACAUUUACAGAACCACGGGUAAGCCGCAAAAUUUUUAGAUGAUUCCAAAAAUAUUUUGAAUUCCUCAGACCGCGAAGUGCAGAACCAACAGACACCUUUAGAACCGGAGUUCAGCCUACACCCACCGGUUUGGUAACCGCUUUUCACAGAGAGACAUGUACAACAGUAUAAAGACCUUCUCAAAACGACACACGAAAAUGCAAAAGCCCGGUGCGGGGCGUUAAUUAGAAUCGUGUACUAUUCAUCACGUUGGCGUGCACCUGUCCGUGCGGGGAUCGAGGAAGAUAAAUGCAGCGGAUCAGAAACCGUGGAAACAAAGGCGAUGGACCGCCGUUGUUCAGCUAUGAGUUCAUCAUUCAGAACCACGCCGACAUCGUGUCGUGCAUCUGCAUGGUGAUCUUCAUGCUCCUCAUCCCGCAGGCUACAAACUCCUUCGCCUCUGGACUCAUAUUCAUACACAACAACGUGACGGUCCCAGUCGAGGGUAAAGAUGCUGCAGAAAAGUCCUCAGUCCGUCUGGACAAACAGAAAGCCCUGCAAACGACCAUGUAUUACCAUGGUACCGAGGACGUAUACAAUGUGGUAUUCUACUGCCUGGUGUGGAUCAUAAUCCAUGCUCUACUGCAGGAGUACAUAUGGGAGCGGACGGUGAAGAGACUCCACCUGUCGAAAGUGAAGACCAGCAAAUACUAUGAUUCAGGGUGUCUGGUGGUGUUCUACCUGGUGUCUGUGGUGUGGGGUCUCGACAUCAUCAUUUCCAGUGGCUAUGCCACCAACCCCCCUCUCCUCUGGACCAACUACCCACACUCCCUCAUGAGUCUUUCCCUCAAGUUCUUCAUGCUCACUCAAAUGGGUUUCUGGCUGCACUGCUAUCCCGAGCUCGUCUUUAUGAAGGCAAAGAAGGACGAGAUCUACUCAAAGGUCGUUCUCUACACAUCUUCACUGCUCAUAAUCGCUGGAGCUUAUUCCAUGAUGCUGCAGCGUGUGGCAGUCGUACUGCUGGUGUUCCACUAUGCAGUUGAGUUUCUCUAUCACUUGUGUCGAAUGCUGCACUACUAUGGGAAGAGCCAGCUGGCUGAUCCUGGAUUUCAUGUGUGGCAAGCACUGUUCAUCUUGGCGAGGGUUGCCACUGUUAUCAUAGCUAUAGUAACUCUGUGGUUUGGGAUUGACGCAGCCAAGGAUGAGGCAGAGGACUUGGAGGUGGAGGUUGAGGAAGACGGGGAUGUGGAGGGAAGCAGGGGUGGUAUUGAUCUCACCCACUCUUUGUACAGGUUGGGAGGACUGGUGUUCUUGCUGGCCAUCCAGAUGUGGGUGGCGUGGGCCUUUGUCUCCUCGCAGCUCGAGAGGACACGCAAGAAGAAAAAGACCUGAGAACAUGGACUUCAUAGGCUUUGAGUAGUGCUGAAUUUGUAAAGCUGAUCAUUUUUCAAUUAUGCCUGUUAGCAUUCAGUUUCAAUUUCAAUGCUGUCAGAUGAGGGAAUGGAGUUGCCUGAGAGGGACAUCUUUUAGCCAAAGUGUUUAGGUUGAUGACAGGAGCCAGAGAUGGUCUUCCAUGAGCACAUUGGAAUGGGAGAGAGCAUUUGGCCAAUGAGUCGAUGAGUUGCCGGCACUGUCUUAGGUCCAGAUGGUCUCCAAACCUUAUGGCUCCUGCAGAACACAUCUUUCAAAUGAUGGGACUAAACUGCUCAUGGGAGUACACAAUAGCAAAGAUCCUGGGAAGAAACUAAUACUUGUUAUUAUAAUAGUCCUGCCAGCAAUAGUACCAUGGCAGGCCUGUGAGUGUAGCACUGCAGUCAGACUGGAUGGCAGUCCAGCUGAGCCUCCUCCUGUACUCAUUAGGACCUGACAAAAUACAACAUAACAGCCAAAAAUAACUCAAAUAUUUCGGUAGCCAUACAGCUACAAUCAACUGAAAUAACAGAGAACGAACUGGAAACGAGGGCAGGAAAAAGGAAUGCAUCAACAAACGACGAUUGUGAAAUGAACAAUACAUUUUUGACUAUCAUCUGUUGUAUUGUUCAUUUCACAAUCGUCAUUUGUCUGUUACAGAAGUGGCUUACCUCCAGGUAGGAUUGCACCAUCUCCUGUUCAGGGAAAGUUUGAAUUUGUUAGAGUCUAGUUUGAGGCAUACCUGGAGCAGGGCAGGGGAGCAUGUCUUCUUCUGAACGAGGACAGCUGGGACAGAGUGGGCCAGUGCCAGGCCCUCUCUCCACACCAGUGACACACCAAUGGCCUCCAAUUUGCCAGAGAAGCUGCGAGCCACUCUCUUCUGUGCAGGGGAGAGGGGGAGGGGAAGAGGAGGGACCAGACGGGCCAUUUUGACCGUUUCACCAUCACUGUACAGGUCUG